GACGACAUCUUUAGUCUCUGUCACGCGAACCAUCGAACCAUCAAUAUCUGCUCAGUCUACGUUCUUAAGAAUAUACAGCGGGGAUGGCGAAUCGAGCGCCAGGAAUAGCAUGUAUCGGCUUCAUAGGCAAAGCAAACAACCCGCUCCACAUCUCACUCUUUCCGCCCAAGGAACGUGACUAUUUGCAGUACUCGUUCAUGUUGUCGUCAUGUCUGGAUCUCUUCGAGCUUCGAAUGCCACACAAGACGGCAGAUCAGGACUUCGGUCUUCUCCAAGCAAUCGAUGAGCGGCUCGCCAUGUACGGAUGGCUUACCAACACGGGCGUUAAAAUCGUCAUCGUCGUCGACAUGGAGGGUAAACCCGCGCCUGCGGACUUGAAGAAUCAGAACAUACUAGGGCUUAGGGAUAGCGACCUGAAACCUGCUUUCAAGGCUCUGCAAAGCGCCUACAUCAAUCUGCUGAGGAAUCCAUUUUACAAUCCAGAUGACCAUGCGCCAGCGCCAGGAGUGAAACGCAGUGGGCCGACACAUAUCACAAGCCCGCGCUUCAUCAAGGAAGUCCAACGUAUCGGCGAGGCCUGGGCGCCAGGUGUGACAAGCCUAUGAGCAACGUGCAAGAGAGCAAUCGCCUAAAUUCUGUCUUGUAGCCCUCAUCCGUCCGCGAAUCCAAGGAAGAGACGCCGCGAGGGUACUCUAUGUUCCUUUCUUUCAUGGUCUUCGCGAGACGCCAAUGACUCUCAGCGUGUCCAGAACAACCCUUCAUCAAUACGAUUUGAUGCGCGGUCAACCACGUCUAGACUUCAACCCCAGAGGCGCACUCUGCCUAACGCUUAUGGUAUCCUUCCAUAAUGGCCGAGGCUCUGUGUCGUGUCAUUUGGAAGUUCCUUUUCAAAAGUCAUGGACCGCGUGUUGGUUCCACGCGUCGUGUGUCACUUGUGCCGAAGCUGAAAAGCCAGAUUCGACGAUAUCAUUGACCAUAUCCUAGGUUAAGUAGCGUUUUGAAGCGCUGCUAUAUAAAGACUCGGGAAGGAAAGAACGCUAAUCAAUGCAACUUCUCUCGAUUCUUAUGCUUUAUCAUCAGCACCGCCGUCCGUGUUGUAGACAUCAGGGGAUGUAUAGCUGCACAAGCUCCCCCGCCGACUCUUAAUUGGUCUUGCUGGUAGUAGGGCUAAGCUUCUUCAGCCAAUCUCUCGCUUCAUAACAAAAAGGACUUGAAAGGUUGUUGCUAAACGCGCCGUCCUGCACGCUGGUCCGGCAUGGUACGGAAUGAAGCUCGGCAAAAGGUGGACUGCAUUUACAGCUCUUUCACAUGGUUAUUCAUAUCAACAGCCCGCUCCAGCCGUUCAAGCAUGAUGCAUGUUCGCAGACAUAUUAUAAUGCGAGCUGUAUGUAGUUAGAAUGGAAAGAAGGUUUCCACUA
Messenger RNA from Verruconis gallopava, 1418 nucleotides. RefSeq lists its product as uncharacterized. Lineage: Eukaryota; Fungi; Ascomycota; Dothideomycetes; Venturiales; Sympoventuriaceae. The record is from RefSeq and is a predicted model, not a curated record. Bases 84 to 605 code for a protein of 173 amino acids. Gene Ontology annotation, cellular component: cytoplasm; TRAPP complex; nucleus. The transcript is spliced from 3 exons. Gene Ontology annotation, biological process: endoplasmic reticulum to Golgi vesicle-mediated transport.